CUCAACAUCGUGUUCAAGGCAUCCAUCCGGUCGACCCACUUUGUCUCCACGCAAUCGAAUCUGGAACCCCAUCGCCUCCAUAACCUGGGACUAAGCCAACAACAUUGGGGAAAACUCCUGUGGGGGAAGUAGUCCCUGGCGUUCUUCCCCAGACAAUAUUCCUCCAACUGGAAAGCGCCGGUCAUCACGCUGUGGCACCAUAACGGAGUGAUACUGAAACAUGAGAAGCCUUAAAAGAUGGCAUCUCCCCAGAUCGAGGUGCCUUAUCACGUUCAAGGUCCUGAAGGCCCGGUUUAUAACAAAAUCAGCAGCAAGUCGCUUAGAAAGCACACCUAAUCAUGGCACUACCCCCAAAGUGGUACCAGUUUAUGGUAUGUGUGUUUGCCUCUUUAGGCUCCGUACUUUACGGUUACGAUCUAGGUGUUAUUGCCGAGGCUAUUGCUAGUCCCUCGCUGGUCAACGCUUUCAAUGUCGAUGCUACGAAAAGUGGAGCUGUCACGUCCGUGUUUACGGGAGGCGCCUUUUUCGGCGCCAUUUUCGCGGGUCCACUAGGUGACUAUGCAGGCCGAAAGAUCACUAUUCUCGUCGGGGCUGUUAUUUUCCUGCUGGGAGGAGGCCUUCAAACCGGUGCACAGAGCAUUGAAUUCCUGUAUGCUGGGCGGUCUAUUGCUGGAUUAGGAGUCGGCAUCCUGGUUAUGAUCAUCCCGCUCUACCAAGCAGAGUUGGCUCACCCGGAUAUUCGUGGUCGUAUUACCUCGCUACAGCAGUUGAUGCUAGGAGUUGGAUCUCUAGUGGCUGCGUGGAUCUCCUGGGGCACCUUCAUCAACUUCGCCGAUGACGAUUCACGCCAAUGGCGUGUCUCCCUUGGUAUUCAGAUGGUACCUGCCGUCUUCCUCGCCGCUCUCAUCUUGCUGUUCCCCGAAUCGCCUCGUUGGUUGAUUGACCAUGGCCGGCUCGACGAGGGACUGCAAACUCUAGCUCGCCUGCACUCGGGCGGAGAUGUCAAUGAUCCCUGGGUGCGGACCGAGUUCGAUCAGAUCCAAAAUUCUAUUGCGAACGAGCACGAGGUGGAGGCCAAGUCGUAUACUGAGCUUUUCACCGACCCGUCGUGCUUCCGUCGCCUCUUCCUGGCUUGCUCGAUCCAAGCCGCUUGCCAAAUGACCGGUGUUAGUGCUAUACAGUACUUUAGCACAACCAUUUUCAAGCAAAUCGGUAUUGCUACCAAUGAUACUCUCAAGUAUCAGGGAAUCAGUUCUAUCCUCGCUAUCAUCGCCCAGUUUUGCUGCUUGCUGUUCAUUGACAAGACUGGUCGUCGUUGGCCACAGAUCAUUGGCAAUCUGGUCAACUGCGUGUUCUUCAUCAUUCCCACAAUUCUGAUUGCCAAGUUUCCCCCUGGGACCACCCACAACAACGCCGCCAGUUGGGCAUUCAUCAUCAUGACCUGGUGCUACAACUUCUCCUUCAGCUCAACCAUUGGCCCACUCACCUGGGUUAUCUGUUCCGAGAUUUUCGACACUAAGACACGCUCCAAGGGUGUCUCUAUCGCUACAAUGGUUUCGUUCGCAUUCAACACACUGAUCGGUCAAGUGACCAACGUCGCUAUCGAACGAAUUGGUGGCUGGCGUUUCUACAUUGUCUUUUGCAUCUGCAAUUUCACGAACGCGAUUUUCUUCUGGCUUAUUCUGCCUGAGACUGCCAAGCUUCCGUUGGAGGACAUGAACGCUUUGUUCAAGACGGAGCCGUGGAUUGUACCCGGAACUCAGAGUCGGAAGUUCACGGAGCGAAAGCGUGUGGGCAACAGUCUGCAGAUUGCGGCCAGAACUAAGCAGGAGAAUUUUGGUCUGGUGCAUGAGGAGGAAGCUGGCGGUGUUUAGCUUCGUUCUGGUCAAGCUCAAUUGACUGUCACUCAUUCUUGUCACUAGAGGACCGGGAGGUAGAACGGCGAAGCUUGAUCUUAGACUGAUA
This is a messenger RNA of Penicillium brasilianum, 1965 nucleotides long. The record is from the annotation of a GenBank genome assembly. NCBI's taxonomy places the organism in Eukaryota, Fungi, Ascomycota, Eurotiomycetes, Eurotiales, Aspergillaceae.